Messenger RNA from Poecilia reticulata (guppy), 4833 nucleotides. It is a transcript of the gene zbtb40, whose product is annotated as zinc finger and BTB domain containing 40. Gene Ontology annotation, biological process: regulation of transcription by RNA polymerase II. Gene Ontology annotation, cellular component: nucleus. The record is from RefSeq and is a predicted model, not a curated record. NCBI's taxonomy places the organism in Eukaryota, Metazoa, Chordata, Actinopteri, Cyprinodontiformes, Poeciliidae. Gene Ontology annotation, molecular function: protein binding; DNA-binding transcription factor activity, RNA polymerase II-specific.
GUAUUUUCAUGAUUUAUGAAAAGCGCUUUUACAUUAAGUUGCCAUAUUCUACUUAUCAGUCUAAUUAUUAUGAUUCAGAAUCAAAUAAACUAUAUUUACUAUUAGUUAUUUUAAUCAAGGGACAUGUGAUCUCAGAGGAACUGGCAGAAUUAGUUUAAUUAUGUUAUAGAGUUACACCCAUAGAAGCAUGAAAUUGUCCCGCUACGGGGUUGAAUUUAAAGCAGCCCAAGUAACAAAGAAAUUCGUAAUAAUGUUUGGGAUUUCAUGCACAAAGUGGCGAAACAUAUUUUCUUGGAGGUUCAAAGAGUCCUUCAAUCGAUAAAGUGUUCAAAAUAAAAAAAAGAAUUGUGAUAUAUUUUUAAGUACCCUGAGACCCCAAAAUGUACCGAAUUCAGAAAAUCACCCAACUGGGUCGACGUGCCGCGGAUGCCGCGGAUCGUAUCAGUAUUACUCUUCAUGACGUAACGCGGACAUCCGUGCAUAGGCGGAAGUACUUCAGUAUUGCGGUCGCCAUUUUCAAAACGGCUAAGCUUUAUUGCACACUGGAAUUGUCCACUAAAGAAGUUUAAAUAAAGAGCUGGAACUUUGAAUGAAAGAUCAGUCAUCACGAUGAUGGAGCUCCCUGACUUCAGCAAGCAGCUGUUGCAGCAGCUGUGGACGCUGAGGAAGGAGGGUCUGUUCUGUGACUGCACCAUCCUGGUGGGAGACAGUUCUCACCGGGCUCACAAGGUCGUACUGGCUGCCUCUAGCAUGCUCUUCAGGUCCCUUCUGGACAACUCGGACACCAUCUCCAUCGACACCUCCGUGGUUUCCUCCAAGGAGUUUGGGGUGCUGUUGGAAAUGGUCUACACUGGCAGGUUGCCUCUGGGGAAGCACAACGCGAGCCGCAUUGUUGCGGCCGCAGACAGCCUGCAAAUGUUCGACGUAGCCGUGGGCUUUAAGAAGGUCCUCACCACUCUGGUGGGUCAGAAAGUCCCAGUUCCACAGACGAGCGGCCAAGAGGAGACCAGGAGCACCAGGAGCGAGAGCACCCAAUGCUCAGCAUCACCCAACGAGGACAAGUCGGCCUCUGAGAAGAUGGAGACGACAGCUGAGGACAAAUGUUGCCAUGACAACAAAGAGGAUGAAGAGGAAGGAACUGGUAGAAAAGCCUGUGACGAGGUCUUGGACACCUCAGAACCUGAAGAGGCCACCCCCUCUGGAAGCGCAGCAGCAGCAGCAGCAGAAAGCAGCCCGUCGGCCACAGAGGUGCCAGAGGGACCGGCUGCUCUGCUGCUUCAACAUUCCUCUCAGGUGGUGGAGCUCCUCAGCAACAUGCCGUCUGUUCUGGAGCUGCUGAGCCAGGCAGCACAGAGCAGCCUGGACGAACAGAACAGACAGGUGGUGAGUCAGUGCUACGAGGACAGGGAUCCAGCCUCUGUUUUGGAGAAGUUGAUCGGCAGACUGAGGGAUGGAGGAAUCAGCGAGGGCUCCUUCCUCCAGCUGCUCUGCGGCGUCCAGAAGAAAGCGCUGCUGGCGUUCCCUGAACCGCUGCGGUCUCUGCUGGACCAUCCGGAUGAGGACACACUGCAAGCUGCAGCUGACUCAGAGGAGCCAGACGACUCCACGAAGGAGCCAAACCCGGAGGAGAAGGCAGACAUGGAGACCACCGAGGACCAGAGCGGCGAGGAUGAGGCGGAGGCCGACGCUGCAGCAGACUCCUCUUUCCUGCCCUCUUCCGACUCCAACCGCUACCCCUGUCGGUGGUGCAAGAAGACUUUUAACUUUAAGUGCCGGAUGCUAGCCCACGUGAAGCGCUGCUCCAUGUCACAGGAGUGUAGGGUCCAGUGUCCGCAGUGCCCCAAGAAGCUGCCGAAUCAGCGGGCUCUGCAGCGCCACCGUGGGGAGGUUCACCGCAACACGCCGCGCUUCAAGAAAAGGGUGGCAUGCGAUAUCUGCGGACGCAGCUUUGCCCACCCAUCAGGUUUGGUUUACCACAAACAGGCGGAGCACCUUGAAGUGAAGCCGUUUACCUGCGAGGAAUGUGGCGCAGUGUUUGGAGCCAACUCUUCUCUGAAGAACCACAUGAGGCUGCACACGGGAGAGAAACCCUACCACUGUCAGCACUGCGACAUGAGCUUCAGCGUAGCCGCUGCUCUGGCUUACCACACCAAGAAGAAACACUCUGAGGGAAAGAUGUAUGUGUGUCAGUACUGUAAGUCUGUGUUCGCCCAGUCCAUUGAGCUCACACGUCAUGUACGGACACACACUGGUGACCGGCCUUAUGUGUGUCGAGAAUGUGGGAAGGGCUACAGCCAGGCCAGCGGGCUCACUGUCCACCUGCAGACCUUCCACAACCUGUCAGAACCUCAUGACUGUAAGAAGUGCUGCCUCAGCUUCUCCACCCUGGAGGAGCAUCAGCAGCACAUUCAGGAGUUUCACCCUAAGGAGUUCCACAAGUGCAACACUUGCAGCAAGGUGUUCCAGAGCGCCGCCCUGCUGGAGAAACACAAUGUGACUCACUCUGGAAGCAAGCCGUUCAGCUGCCAGCUCUGCAACAAAUCCUACCAGCAACUGUCUGGGCUGUGGUACCACAACAGAACCAACCAUCCUGACGUGUUUGCCAGCCACACCCGGCAGCUCAAGACCCUGGUCCAGUGUGAGCUCUGCUUCAAGUUCUUCCCUGACGCUGCCACAUUGUCCACGCACCAGGCCACGGAGCACCAGGGCUCGGAGCCGACGCCUGCCUCCUGCCUGUACUGUAAGGCCGAUCUGGGCAGCGGGGACCAGGCGCAGCAGCACGUCUGCAGCCACCCGCCCAGCAGCUGCCCCCUCUGCUCGCUGAUCUGCGUCUCCCAGCUGGAGCUGCAGGAGCACCUGCUGUCCUGUCACAUGGAGCUGGAGGCGGGGGCGGAGGGCCACGGCUCCACCACCUACACGGUGAUUUCAUCAGGAGACAAGCAGGAAGGGGAGGAGUCCAACAUGUUGUCUGAGGAGCAAAGCACCCUGGGAAAUGGCCAACAUGUGCUUGUAGCGGUCAGCGGUGGAGUAGAGGGCGGGUCGGCAGGUGAGGUGGUGGAGGUGAACAUCAACGAGCUGCUGAGCAGCUCCAUGGCAUUCAUAUGCCAGGACAAGAAGUUGCCUCAAAACACCUAGAAGAGGACCCCAGGGUCCAGCUGGAGGUGUGGGUUGGACUGGAGCUACUUUGCAUGUUUCAUAUAACUCAGUGUCUGACUGUUUCAGAACUCUGGGGCCAGUUCUGAUACUAAGAAGCAAAGUUUUUACUUUAAAGAGGACUCACAACUGUAGUUAGAAUUCAAUAUAUUUGCAGAACUGUGUGUGUGUGUGUGUGUGUGUGUGUGUGUGUGUGUGUGUGUGUGUGUGUGUGUGUGUAUUCAGUGGGAGAACCCAUGAUUCGAUCAUUUGUUUAGGUUUACCUCCUUACAAGAAUCAAAAAAUUUUUGGGUUCAGUAUAAGAGGAAGAGGUCAAAUCCUCCAACAAGAAAAUAAACAACAGUUUUUAACCAUUACGAUCUGGGGAUGUUUCUUUGCAAAUGGUACAGUAAGAUUUCACCACAUUAAAGAAACAUUUAGCAGAACCAGGUGCUGUUGAAUCUUGGAUGCUCACACACUGCCUGACGCAAAACGAAGUGUCACCACCUGAAUUUAACUGAUCAAGUAGGUCUGAGCCUCCUAUUGGACAAUAUCUGCAUGGAGAACAGCCUUCCAGCUUCAACACGUUAUUCAACCCCAGCUGAUGCAACGGGUAGCUCCUGGCAGAAUGUACGUUCGUCUCUUUACGAAGGGUCGAUCAUUGGCAUCAAGCAGAGGAAUCAUCGAAAGAGAUACAGUAACUCUUACAUUUGGGCUGAGAACUGAUCACUGCGUUAUUAAAAACUGGAAGAGACCCAUCGUCUUUGAAGAGGCAAUACCACCUGAAUGACCGAGAUCAACUAUUAGUGAUCAUUUAAACAUUUGGUGACAUCAAAUCGAGGAAAACAAAAGUAGAACUCAUAGCUUUGUUUAAAAGUGAACGUGUGUUAAGGGAACUCAAGGGACUGGGACUUAACAGCUGUUGAACCAGAAGAAAACAGCUGAUCAGUGAAGCUAACGGGAGAAAAAAGUUGGACUGUAGAGCGACAGAAGAUCAUGUGAUCCGAUGAGUUUACCCUCUUCCAGAGUGAUGGUGGGUGCUUCAGGGUAAGAAGAGAGGCAGGUGAGGUGAUGCUCCCAUCAUGCCUUGCGUUUACUGUAGCAGGCCAUGGAGGCAGUGCUAUAACCUGGGGUUCAGCAACAUUAUGAGGUCAGCUGGAUGUACUGAAUGACUAGGUUAGCUAGGUCAUUGUUGGAUUGUUUCUUCCCCGAUGACGCCUGAUGUUCCAAGACGACGGCGCCAGCAGGCGUCAUCGGGAUGAGAUCGCGAUAGAGAUUCAUCGGUCAGACUCCAUCAUCAUCAUCAAUGCAAGAUCUUGGUAAAAAAAACUAACGCUUAAAUAAAUCUUGCAUGCAACAUUACAGAAGUUUCCCGAAACAAUGCCACAGCAAAUAUGUGCUUUAAAACAAUCUAAAACUGCCCAACCAAAUAUUAGUCAGUUUUUUUGGCCAAGCGGUGUAUGAUUGAAAUGACUGAAGGUCCUACAAACACUUUACUGUUGUAUCAAUGUGGCCUGUCUGCUCAGACGCUUGAUCUAAUUAAAUCAAUCCCACUGUAAGGAUUGUCAGUUAAAAUAAAAAAACUGUUUUUUAAAAUUGUGGAGGUGAUCAGAUCUUUUUUUUUUUUUCUGUGGUUUUAUUGAUACCGUAAGAAAGGUCCUCUUCUGUUGCCCGGAAACAUUAAAGAGACAUGAACAACCA